UCGCGGUAUUUCUCACCGCUGAGAAAAUCGCACUCCUCUCCCAUUGGCAAAUAAUGAAUUCUCAGAGCCGAGCAGCCAAUCACAGCCCAGUGCGUAAAGCGCUGCGUGGAGAAUCGUCUCACUGCUGAAAAAAAAGAGGAGCCAACGGGAAUCCCAUAAUGCCAGGCGAGGGACCUCCUGUCGGAGAGUGAAGCUCCGCUGGUUUCAAUGAAAGAGGGGGAGAAGAGUAAUGCAGAGGGAUGUAAGAUGGCAGAGCUACAAAUGUUGUUAGAGGAAGAAAUCCCGGCUGGAAAAAGAGCCCUUGUGGAGAGCUACCAAAACCUUUCAAGGGUCGCGGAAUAUUGCGAGAACAAUUAUGUGCAGGCACAAGACAAGAGGAAAGCCCUUGAGGAGACCAAAGCCUACACCACCCAGUCCCUGGCGAGCGUGGCCUAUCAGAUCAAUGCCUUAGCCAACAAUGUGCUGCAGCUGUUGGAUAUUCAGGCUUCACAGCUGCGCAGGAUGGAGUCCUCCAUCAACCACAUCUCUCAGACUGUAGACAUUCAUAAAGAAAAAGUUGCUAGACGAGAGAUCGGGAUCCUCACCACCAACAAAAACACAUCUCGGACCCACAAAAUCAUCGCCCCCGGGAACAUGGAGCGGCCCGUGCGCUACAUCAGGAAGCCCAUAGAUUACACCCUGCUGGAUGACGUGGGUCACGGUGUUAAAUGGCUUAAAGCAAAGCAAGGGAAUACCCAGCCAGCUCGGGGAGGUGGAGGAACAUUAUCCAGGACGAAUCCCCCCACACAGAAGCCCCCGAGCCCACCCAUGGCAGGGAGAGGUACCCUGGGACGAAACACACCGUAUAAGACGCUGGAGCCAGUCAAGCCUCCUGUGGUGCCUAAUGACUACAUGACCAGUCCGGCUCGCCUGGGCAGCCAGAACAGCCCUGGACGCACUGCCUCGCUCAGUCAGAGACCUCGAACGCACAGUGGCAGUAGUGGGGGCAGCGGCGGUCGAGAGAACAGCAGUAAUAGUAUGGGAAUCCCUCUGGCUGUUCCAACACCCUCCCCUCCCAGUAUGGCACCAGUUCCUCAAGGUCCAGGUUUGGGCCCGAUCCCGAUGUCUCAGUUCGGAACAAUCUCCCGGCAGAUUUCCAGACACAAUUCCUCCAGCACUUCUUCCUCUGCCUCUAUGGUGUCAGCCACCGGCACCUACCGGCGCGCCCCUGCCGGCUCCUCCCAGUUCUCUGUGCCUCAACCCCAUCUGAACGGGGGUCCCACAUACCCCCAGAACACAAUGUCUAUCGCUCCACCACCUCCUCCCUUGGCGCAGCUGACGCCCCAGAUUCCUCUCACUGGCUUUGUGGCCAGAGUUCAGGAGAACAUAACAGACAGCCCCUCUCCCCCCCCUCCUCCGCUACCUGAGGACACGCCCUUGUUUGAGGAAGCAGCUCCGCCUCCUCCACCUCCACCUGCGGAUUAUGAUGAAGAAGAUGCAGCUCUGGUGCACUACAAUGACCCUUAUGCUGAUGGAGACCCUCACUGGGCCCCAAAAUCCUUCUUAGAGAAGGUGGUGGCCAUCUAUGACUACGCGAAGGACAAAGAUGAUGAGCUGUCCUUCAUGGAGGGCGCCAUCAUCUACAUCAUCAAGAAAAAUGAUGACGGCUGGUUCGAGGGCGUGUGUAACGGUGUCACCGGACUGUUUCCAGGCAACUACGUGGAGUCCAUCAUGCACUACGCUGACUAAAGCUACAUCCCAGAGACGGCGUAUAAUGCAGCCAAUCAGUUACAAACAUUGCAAAGUGCAUUAGGAUAUGACUGAAUGUUUGUUUUCGUCCAAUCGCAAAUGUAUCCAAGCAUCUGCAGUGCUGAAGGUUUGAGGAGACAGAAGAAUAUGAAAAGAAACGAGUCUCACUGCUUUCUGGUUAGGUUGCCUCAUAUAUUUUGUACAUAUAUUACAGUGAGACGUUGCGCUAGUGUUUGUUUUUGUGCGUGUUUUGUCAUCGUAUAGAGACCUGUGUUUGCCAAGUGUCAGCUAGGGCUAGUUCAUUUAGUUUUUUAUUUUUAUUUACUAAACUGUCAAGCUCUUCCUUAACGUGAGGAAGAAAUGUUUGAAUGUCAUUCCUGGAAAAAUAAUUAGGCAACAAUAUAAAAAAGACAAUUACAUCUUUAACUAUGUUUUGCAUUCAGGUUAAGCUUAUGUUUACUAUCAUAUUACCUCACGACUGAAAGGUGAGGGAAAAGACAGAUGCAGUAAUGUGCAGAGAUUCUCCUGCAUAUCCAGUGUUGCCAAGUCCGUGGUUUUCCUGCGGAUUUGAGCUUCUUUAACACUGUUGCCUGCCGCGGGUUGUUUUUCAUGCCCGCGGAUUUAAGCUACAGCUACAUUUAUCCCCUAAAAUGCUCAUUUUACCAGGGGAACCCCACCAGAAACGUGUAGUUUACCCCACCAGAAUGCGAUUUUUGCCAGUGGAUCCUCAAAACACGAUGAAGCUAGUUUGGAUUAGCAAUUGAGCAGGUUUUGUUACAAAUACCUGGCAACCCUGUGCAUAUCAGACUUAACUUCAUAAACCUGUCAAAAGCAUGACCAUAUAUAUAUAUAUAUAUCACCCCAAAAUAGAAAAAAAAAUUAUAAAAAAUAUUAUAAUUACGAAUUAUAUUUUGCUAUUAGACAAUGAUGCCUAUAUUUUUUGCAUUAUAGCAUUUUGUGACAUUUAAGCACAUUUUCCCCAAAAUUCCUACUAUAAUGCAAAAAAAGAAAAUAAUUCUCAUUGCUAUAAUAUUUUUCUUCUACUGCCAUUAAUUUAUGCUGAUUUAAGUAUGAAAAAAAAUGAUAAUCAAUAAUGAGAAUUCUAAGAAAAAAAACAGGCUCUGUGUCCUUUACGCAAAACGACUCUUUUUCUUUUGUGACCUAGACAUGUGUUCAUGAGAUUCAACCACAUACUAGAGUAUAAACUGUGCCAAGCUGGUCUGUGAUAGUGUUUUUGUUGAAACUGCUGAAGUAUUGUGAACUUUAUGAUGUUGCACUGAGCGGGUAACACUGGCGCACUAGCAUUGCCCACAGAUUCCAGUUUGUUACAUAAAGUAUCAGAAAUCAGUUUCUGUCAUUGUAUAUUUCAUGUAGGGGGACCAUGCAAAGCUGUAUUAGUCUUUCCGUCUUGGCCAGUUCAGACGUUUUGCUGAAUUUAGAUGAUAAUCCAUAGAUUUCAUGGGGGGAAAAUAAUCAAGUUUAGUGUAUAGUACUGAUGAAUGUGAGCUCAUAACUGUUAGCAUGGCACAAACAUCAAGAUGAUUCUGGUUUCUGGUUUUUAGAAGCGUCUCAAACUGCUGUUGAAGACAAGUUUUCAUUUAUUUAAUCCAGUGAAAUAUCUGUGAGAAUGUAACUCACAUAGAGCUGUCUGAACAAUGACCAACUAAUGUCAAGCAUCGCAAGGCCUUGUCAUAUGAUGUGCAAGUGAUCUGUAAUUUAAAUGUUCCUUUGCAGAUGAUCUGCAAAAAAUAUAAUCUCUAUUAUCGUUUUGUAUAUAUAAUCUGUUUUUCUUUUUAUGUACAGUCUCUUUUUAUAAUAAAGCACUCUCCUGUGCAAUAUA
Carassius gibelio (silver crucian carp) is the source of this 3568-nucleotide messenger RNA. RefSeq names its product abl-interactor 1b (gene abi1b). NCBI's taxonomy places the organism in Eukaryota, Metazoa, Chordata, Actinopteri, Cypriniformes, Cyprinidae. The record is from RefSeq and is a predicted model, not a curated record. Gene Ontology annotation, molecular function: SH3 domain binding. The coding region runs from base 208 to 1728 and encodes 506 amino acids. Gene Ontology annotation, cellular component: intracellular anatomical structure; lamellipodium. The transcript is spliced from 11 exons.